AUGGGGUUGGCUGGCGGCGCCUUCGUCCCCAUCCUCCUCCUCCUCCUCCUCGUCCCGCCGGAGGCUCUGCCAGCCCCCUGCUCCAGCGGCGGCACCGCCGUCGGUCACCGCUGCGUUUGUCCCCCCGGCCGCUCCGGCCAGCGCUGCCAGACCCCGGACCCGUCCAGCGCCUGCCGGAACGGCGGCACCGCCGUGGGCACCGCCUGUUUCUGCCCGCCGGGGUUCGGCGGCGCCCGGUGCCAGCGCCCCGACCCCGGCAGCGCCUGCCGGAACGGCGGCAGCGCCUUCGGCACGGCGUGCGUGUGCCCGCCGGGGUUCGGGGGGGACGCGUGCCAGCACCGGCUCCCGCCGCGCUCCUGCCUCAACGGCGGCACCCUGGAGAACGGGACGUGCCGCUGUCCCCCCGCGGCCUGGGGACCGCGGUGCGAGUGCGCCGGGACGGGCGCGGUGACGGACGGAAGGGUGGCGGACGGAGAGGUGAUGGUGACAAACGGCGCGGUGAGAAACGGGAAGGUGACGGCGACAAACGGCGCGGUGACGAAUGGGAAGGUGACAAACGGAAAGGUGACAAACGGAAAGGUGACAAACGGCGCGGUGAGAAAUGGGAAGGUGACAAACGGAACGGCGACAAACGGCACAAGGACGAACGGCGCAGUGACAAACGGCACGGUGACAAAUGACAUGGUGACAAACGGAACAGUGACAAACGGAACAGCGACAAAUGACAUGGUGACAAAUGACACGGUGACAAACGACACGAUGACAAAUGACAUGGAGACAAAUGACACAGUGACAAAUGGAACGGUGACAAAUGGCACGGUGACAAAUGACGUGAUGACAAGCGACACGGUGACAAACUACAUGGGAAUGGUGAGGGUGACAGCCACCACCGCCGCGGGAGGUGACACCGCUGAGAGCGGCACAGACACGGCGCCGGCGCGGCGGGCGAGGAACGUCACGGCCAGACCGGCAGAGGGAAGGGUCACCGGCGUGGGAAGGGUCACCAACGGUGGCAGAGCCACGGGGAGGAACGGAAUGGUCACUGCUGUGGUCAGCGCCAACACGGUCAGUGACGUGGUCAGUGCUGACACGGUCAGUGACGUGGUCACCGACACGGUCAGUGACGUGGUCAGUGCCAACACGGUCAGUGACGUGGUCACCAACACAGACCAUGACAUGGUGACCACCCCAGAGAGUGACACAGUGGUCAGUGCUGACACGGUCAGUGACGUGGUCACCAACACGGACCAUGACAUGGUGACCACCCCAGAGAGUGACACAGUGGUCACCAACACGGUCAGUGACGUGGUGACCACCCCAGAGAGUGACACAGUGGUCAGCGCCAACACGGACCAUGACGUGGUCAUCGUCACGGACCAUGACGUGGUCACCACCCCAGACAGGGACACCGGGGUCAGGGGUGGACGCGUCCCCACGGCCACCACAGCAGCGGUCAGCGCCGCGACACCACCGGUCACUCACCGGGUGAGAAAUGUCACGGCCACGCCGGGGAGGAGCCACGCCAGGGCCACCACGGCCAUGGAGGGUGACACCACGGUCAGCGAGGGUGACACUGAGGCCACUCCUGUGGAAGGUGACACUGAUGCCACCCCCGUAGAAGGUGACACUGAUGCCACACCAGUGGACGGUGACACUGAUGCCACCCCCAUAGAAGGUGACACCGAGGCCACACCAGUGGAAGGUGACACUCAUGCCACCCCCAUGGAAGGUGACACUGAUGCCACUCCCGUGGCCACCACCGUGGAAAGUGACACCGUGACGGUGCUACUGGGACACCUGGGAGGCCACAGCAGGGCCACCAGCCUGGAAAGUGACACCAGGGCCACCACCCUGGAGAGCCACCCAACGGCCCCUGCCAAUGUCACCUCAACGCCAGCCCCGCCCAGUGUCACCGAGACCACGCCCAACAUCACCGAGACCACGCCCAACGUCACCGAGACCACGCCCAAUGUCACCGAGACCACGCCCAACAUCACCGAGACCACGCCCAACAUCACCGAGACCACGCCCAACGUCACCGAGACCACGCCCAAUGUCACUGAGACCACGCCCAACAUCACCGAGACCACGCCCAAUGUCACUGAGACCACGCCCAAUGUCACCGAGACCACACCCUACGCCACCAAAGCCACCGGGCCACUGGGCCACGUCUCUGCUGGGACCAACCGGGACUUUGUCACCAUGACAACAACCCCUGUCACCGACGGCACCUAUGGUGACUUUGUCACCAUGACAACGACCCCUGUCACCGAUGGCACCUACGGUGACUUUGUCACCAUGACAACAACCCCUGUCACCGACGGCACCUACGGUGACGUUGUCAUCAUGACAACAACAACCCCUGUCACUGACGGCACCUACGGUGACUUUGUCACCAUGACAACAACCCCUGUCACCGACGGCACCUACGGUGACUUUAUCACCAUGACAACGACCCCUGUCACCGACGGCACCUACGGUGACGUUGUCACCAUGACAACAACAACCCCUGUCACCAAUGGCACCACUGGCGACUUUGUCACCAGCACGGCCACCGUGGCCACCAUCUGCCUGUACCUCCCCCACGGCUCCAGCCCCCCGGCCAUCGUGUGCCACAACGGCGGCGUCCCCAACCGCACGCGCUGCCUGUGCCCCCCCGGCUUCUCGGGCCCCACCUGCGAGACCCCAGACCCAAACGACCGCUGCGCCGGCGGCAGCACCGCGGUGGGCGGGAGCUGCGUCUGCCCCCCGGGCCGGGCGGGGCCGCGCUGCGAGACCCCCGACCCAAACUCGGCCUGUCGCCACGGGGGCACCGCGGUGGGCACCCGCUGCUACUGCCCCCCCGGGUUUGGGGGCCCCCGCUGCGAAGACCCCAGACCCACCACGGCCCAGCCGGCCACGCCCCCGCGCCGCACCAGAGCCACCAGGAGGACCACGACCACCACCGUGCCCACCACCAGAGACCCCUGCGUGAACGGGGGGUUCUGGACGGGGGUGAUGUGCCUGUGCCCCCCCAACACGGACGGCGCCCGCUGCGAGUUCGGCGCCGCCACCAUCAACCUGACGGCAGAGCUGGGGCCCUCCGUGGCCAUGGUGGCGCGUGUCACCAACCGGCGAUUCUCGGAGGACAUGGCGGACGCGGCGUCCCCCCGGCACCGGCGAUUCGCCGAGGAGUUCAGCCGGACGAUGGACGGGAUCUACCGGAACGUGUCCGGCUACGGCGGGAUCGAUGUCCUGAGCCUGAGCCGCGGCAGCGUCGUGGUCAGUUACCGCGUCCGGCUGCGGCCGCUGCCCGGCACGGCCGGCCCGGAGCGCCGCGCCCCGGAGCUGCUGGCCCUGGCCAACGCCGCCGCCCCGCCCCGCGGCUGCCACCCCUCGGCCGACGAGCUCUGCUUCAGCGUCACCUCCGCCAGAGCGGCGACACCGGCGCUGAAUGACACUGGUGAGUGA
This is a messenger RNA of Oenanthe melanoleuca, 3450 nucleotides long. Its product is annotated as mucin-3B-like. The transcript is spliced from 8 exons. Lineage: Eukaryota; Metazoa; Chordata; Aves; Passeriformes; Muscicapidae. Bases 1 to 3450 code for a protein of 1149 amino acids. Gene Ontology annotation, molecular function: Notch binding. The record is from RefSeq and is a predicted model, not a curated record.